Candidula unifasciata is the source of this 501-nucleotide messenger RNA. The record is from the annotation of a GenBank genome assembly. Lineage: Eukaryota; Metazoa; Mollusca; Gastropoda; Stylommatophora; Geomitridae.
AUCAUCUUCUCACUGAUCUAUGGCAGUAUUGUCUACUGGAUGACGUCACAGCCCAAUGACUUUCUGAGAUUUGUCAUGUUCCUGACACUGUCGACACAAACUUCUUUAGUUGCUCAAAGCCUGGGACUCCUGAUUGGCGCAGCUACUUCUUUGGAGGUUGCUGUGUUUCUGGGACCGGUUACUGGAAUUCCUGUGAUUUUGUUCAGUGGAUUCUUCGUUCAUUGUGGCAAUAUACCCAUCUACCUCCAGUGGUUAAGCUACCUUUCAUACACAAGAUACUCAUUUGAGGGGGCACUACAAGCUAUUUAUGGCCAGGAUCGCGGAGAACUAGACUGUGAUGAGAACCAUUGCAUCUUCCGUGAGGGCACCGAUGUCUUGAAGACAAUGGAUGUGGAAAAUGCAAAAUUUUACGUUGACUUCAUCGUUUUGUGUGCAUUCUUUGUAGUUCUGCGUGCUGGUUGUUAUCUCGUUUUACGAUGGAGAGUCAAAUCUCAUCGGUGA